Molecule: messenger RNA, 3122 nt
Organism: Leptonychotes weddellii (Weddell seal)
Lineage: Eukaryota; Metazoa; Chordata; Mammalia; Carnivora; Phocidae
Source: RefSeq, a predicted model, not a curated record
UUUCAGGCAUAAACUUUUAAAACGUUGUGCAGUAGGACCCAAUCGACCUCCCGCAAUAUCUCAACCAGGGUUCAGUGCAGGACCAUCAUCAUCUUCAUCUUUACCACCUCCUGCGUCUAAGCACAAAACAACAGAAAGACCGGAAAAGGGAGACAAACUGCAAAAGAGACCCUUGAUACCAUUUCACCAUAGGCCCUCUGUGGCUGACGAGUUCUGUAUGGAGCAGGAUACACCAGGACAGAAGCUAGGGUUGGCAGGGAUAGACUCCUCCUUAGAGGUGUCUAGCAGUAGGAAGUAUGAUAAACAAAUGGCCGUGCCUUCCAGAAAUACAAGCAAGCAAAUGAAUCUGAAUCCUAUGGAUUCACCUCAUUCCCCUAUUUCCCCUCUGCCGCCAACACUCAGCCCUCAACCACGAGGUCAGGAAACAGAGAGUUUGGACCCGCCAUCUGUCCCUGUGAACCCAGCUCUCUAUGGAAAUGGGCUUGAACUCCAGCAGUUGUCGACUCUGGAUGACAGAACUGUCCUCGUAGGCCAAAGACUGCCUCUGAUGGCAGAGGUCAGCGAGACGGCCUUAUACUGUGGGCUCAGGCCCUCGAACCCCGAGUCGUCAGACACGUGGUGGCACCGUUACCGCCUCCCCCCCAUUGAGGAUGCUGAGUUCCGGCCCCCAGAGCUCCAGGGCGACAGAUGUGAUGCCAAAAUGGAGGUAAACUCAGAGAGCACUGCGUUGCAAAGACUCUUAGCACAACCUAACAAACGGUUUAAAAUCUGGCAAGAAAAGCCACCCCAGAUGCAGCCACUCCACUUCCUUGAGCCAUUGCCUCUAGCUCAACAACCUGGAGACAGUUUGGGAGAAGUCAAUGAUCCAUAUACCUUUGAGGAUGGCGACAUAAAAUACAUCUUUACAGCAAACAAGAAAUGCAAACAAGGGACGGAGAAAGAUUCCCUGAAAAAGAAUAAGUCAGAGGAUGGAUUUGGUACCAAGGAUGUCACUACACCAGGUCAUUCCACGCCGGUGCCUGAUGGGAAAAAUGCCAUGUCUAUUUUCAGUUCUGCUACUAAAACAGAUGUCCGGCAGGAUAAUGCUGCUGGCAGAGCUGGCUCCAGUAGCCUUACACAGGUGACGGACCUGGCACCUUCCCUGCAUGACUUAGACAACAUCUUUGACAAUUCCGAUGAUGACGAACUUGGGGCUGUAUCACCUGCGCUGCGUUCAUCAAAAAUGCCUGCAGUUGGGGCAGAAGACCGACCUCUUGGGAAGGAUGGAAGAGCUGCUGUUCCUUACCCACCAACAGUUGCAGACUUGCAAAGGAUGUUCCCCACUCCUCCUUCCUUGGAACAGCACCCUGCAUUUUCUCCUGUAAUGAAUUAUAAAGAUGGAAUCAGUUCAGAGACAGUGACAGCAUUAGGCAUGAUGGAGAGCCCUAUGGUCAGUAUGGUUUCAACACAGCUCACUGAAUUCAAAAUGGAAGUAGAAGAUGGAUUAGGAAGUCCCAAGCCAGAGGAAGUAAAGGACUUUUCAUAUGUGCACAAAGUUCCAGCCUUUCAGCCUUUUGUGGGAUCCUCCAUGUUUGCUCCACUGAAGAUGUUGCCGAGCCAAUGCCUGCUACCUCUGAAGAUCCCUGACGCCUGUCUGUUUCGGCCUUCGUGGGCAAUCCCUCCGAAAAUUGAACAACUGCCCAUGCCGCCUGCAGCCAUUUUCAAUAGAGAUGGCUACAAUAAUGUGCCUAGUGUCGGGAGCCUAGCAGACCCAGACUACCUGAAUACACCACAGAUGAACACUCCGGUGACGCUGAACAGCGCUGCCCCAGCCAGCAACAGUGGAGCAGGAGUUUUGCCAUCUCCAGCAACCCCUCGCUUCUCUGUCCCCACACCACGAACCCCCAGGACCCCAAGAACUCCCAGAGGUGGGGGCACUGCCAGUGGGCAAGGGUCGGUUAAAUAUGAUAGCACCGAUCAGGGGUCACCAGCCUCCACCCCCUCUACCACGCGGCCCCUUAACUCUGUGGAGCCUGCCACCAUGCAGCCCAUUCCUGAGGCCCACAGUCUCUACGUCACCCUGAUUCUCUCAGAUUCUGUGAUGAAUAUCUUUAAGGACAGAAACUUCGACAGCUGUUGCAUCUGUGCCUGCAACAUGAACAUCAAAGGGGCCGACGUCGGGCUCUACAUCCCCGAUUCUUCCAACGAGGACCAGUAUCGCUGUACCUGUGGGUUUAGUGCGAUCAUGAAUCGCAAACUUGGCUACAAUUCGGGACUCUUCCUGGAAGAUGAGUUGGAUAUUUUUGGGAAGAAUUCUGAUAUUGGUCAGGCUGCGGAGAGGCGCUUAAUGAUGUGUCAGACUACCUUCCUCCCUCAGAUGGAGGGAGCCAGAAAGUCCCAGGAGCCGCCUAUAAGCCUCCUCCUCCUCCUCCAGAAUCAACAUACACAACCUUUUGCUUCUCUGAGUUUCCUGGACUACAUUUCCUCUAACAGUCGCCAGACUCUUCCCUGUGUAAGCUGGAGUUAUGACCGGGUGCAAGCAGAUAACAACGAUUACUGGACGGAAUGCUUUAAUGCCUUGGAGCAGGGCCGCCAGUAUGUGGAUAAUCCCACGGGUGGAAAAGUAGAUGAAGCUCUGGUGAGAAGUGCCACUGUGCACGCUUGGCCUCACAGCAAUGUGCUAGACAUCAGCAUGCUCUCCUCCCAAGAUGUGGUCCGCAUGCUGUUGUCACUGCAGCCCUUUCUCCAAGAUGCCAUCCAAAAGAAGCGCACGGGCAGGACCUGGGAGAACAUACAGCAUGUGCAGGGACCACUGACCUGGCAGCAGUUCCACAAAAUGGCAGGACGGGGAACCUAUGGUUCAGAAGAAUCUCCUGAGCCGUUGCCCAUUCCCACUCUGCUGGUAGGCUAUGACAAAGACUUCCUCACCAUCUCACCAUUCUCUUUGCCAUUUUGGGAGAGGCUGUUGUUGGACCCAUAUGGGGGCCACCGUGAUGUUGCCUAUAUUGUGGUGUGUCCAGAAAAUGAGGCCUUGCUCGAAGGAGCCAAAACUUUUUUCAGGGACUUGAGCGCCGUAUAUGAGGUGAGAAUGACAUGAAAAUCAUUUUUGUGAUUUGAGUCCUCAGAUUGUUUCUAGCUAUGAC